AUGGGCCAGACUUCGAUUUAUGUCGACAUGAACCCCAAGAUGACAAUCACCUUCCAAGGUGAGCGCGACGUCGAUGUCGUUCAAGGGAUGUCUGAAAAUUCCUUUCGUGCAAGUGUUUUUCUGUGUGCCUCCGCUACCGGUGUUAAGUUGCCUCCUUUCAUCGAAUUUGCCGGGGUGCAAGGGUGCAAGGUCGAAGCGGAGGUGCAUAUGAAUACUUUUCACAAGGAUGAGAAGGUUGUAUUAGCAGUGCAGAAGACCGCAUAUUGCGACGAGCGAGUCAUGUUGGAAUGGAUCAAGGAGCCGUCUGUCACCUUUUGUCGCGUGCAACGGUUGGAUAGUCUAAAAGCGCGCAAGGUGAGCACCGUGCGUGCUCAGGUUGAAGAUGCCAUGAAGGACGAGGAGUUAGUCCCACCUGGUGCCACUACGCUGUCAGCGUGUGUGUCGUAA
This is a messenger RNA of Phytophthora sojae, 447 nucleotides long. RefSeq lists its product as hypothetical. Lineage: Eukaryota; Oomycota; Peronosporomycetes; Peronosporales; Peronosporaceae. The coding region runs from base 1 to 447 and encodes 148 amino acids. The record is from RefSeq and is a predicted model, not a curated record. The transcript is spliced from 3 exons.